This is a messenger RNA of Leptopilina heterotoma, 990 nucleotides long. RefSeq names its product peptidyl-prolyl cis-trans isomerase H. NCBI's taxonomy places the organism in Eukaryota, Metazoa, Arthropoda, Insecta, Hymenoptera, Figitidae. The transcript has a single exon. The record is from RefSeq and is a predicted model, not a curated record. Gene Ontology annotation, molecular function: peptidyl-prolyl cis-trans isomerase activity. Gene Ontology annotation, biological process: protein peptidyl-prolyl isomerization; protein folding. Bases 378 to 932 code for a protein of 184 amino acids. Gene Ontology annotation, cellular component: intracellular membrane-bounded organelle.
GUUGAGGGACUAUUUUACCUUUUGUUGUUGAUUUUAUUUACGAAAACAAAACGUUUUAUUGAUUAAUCUUCUAUUUAAAUACGAUUUGUAAUAAUUAUGGUAUAUUAUAACGUGGAUAAUGUACGUCCCUUUUUAAAAAUAUAAAAACCUCGUGGUUCCGUUGGACGGCCGGUGAAACAUAACCUCAAAAUGUAAACACCCUUGUUGAUGACGCUACAAAAACGUUUGGUUUAGUUUGCGUGUCGAGUAAUUUGAUUUUUCAUUAAAAUAAAACUCGCUAAAAACGAGAGAAAAGAAACUUUAUUUUUUCGUCAGUGAUUAUUGUGAUAAUACAAGUUUUAUUAGUUUUGUUUGUGUAUUCGAAAGUUAUUCGAACAAUGCCUACUUGGAAUCAAAUUCAGACACAACUUCGAAAUCCAAACAAUCCAGUUGUAUUUUUUGACGUUUCCGUUGGUAAUACGGAAAUUGGACGCAUGAUCUUCGAAUUAUUUGACGAUGUCUGUCCGAAGACGUCGGAAAAUUUUCGCCAAUUUUGCACCGGCGAGUUUAGAAAAGAUGGAGCACCAUUGGGAUUUAAAGGCGCUAUUUUUCAUCGUGUUAUCAAGGACUUUAUGAUUCAGGGCGGAGAUUUUGUCAAUGGUGAUGGAACUGGAGUUUUAAGUAUUUACGGAGGUGGAACAUUUUCCGAUGAAAAUUUCACAUUGAAGCAUGACUCGCCAGGUUUAUUGUCAAUGGCAAACAGUGGAAAGGACACGAAUGGUUGUCAAUUUUUUAUAACUUGUGCAAAAUGUAAUUUUUUGGAUGGGAAACAUGUGGUUUUUGGAAGAGUUAUCGAUGGCCUUCUAGUAAUGAGGAAAGUAGAAAAUGUCCCGACCGGACCAAAUAAUAAACCGAAAAUUCCUGUCACAAUUUCACAAUGUGGUCAAAUGUAACAUAUUUGUACAUUAAUCUAUAGGAUAUUUGUAUUAAAAAUUAUUUUUAUUCAAAAAA